AGAAGAAUGUUGAGAAACCGUAGGCAAAAUGGGGGUUCUCCAAGAUACACAUCUUCUCCAACGAGUAGUCCAUCAGGUUCUCCACGAAUAAUAGUAACUCGAAGCAUAGGUGGUUCUCCUACAAGUCGUCAUGAGGUGGGAGAGAUUGACACCAGAUCACCUUUUCAAUCUGUCAAAGCUGCUGUUACUUUGUUUGGCGAAACUGGCACUUCUGGUUGCUCCCCAAAAAAGGCUACUAAUAAGCCUAUCAGCACAUUUAAGAAAUCAAAAACUGCUGAAGAGGAGAAGGAGAGUCAGCUUAACUUGGCCCUGAGAGAAGUUGACAGCUUCAAACAACAGAUAAGAAGCACUGAGACUACAAAAGGCCAUGCUCUCCGCGAGCUCCAAAAUGCCAAGACUACUUUGCAGGAGCUCACAAGCCAGCUCCAAACAUUAUACAAAUCAAAGAAAGCAGCUCUUCAGGAAACCCAAGCUGCGAAUGCACGAGCCACACAACUACAAGUUACUAUUGCAGAUUCCAUGCAAUCUCUUAGAAAAGCUAAGGAAGAAGCCAUAUUCCACUCUCAUCUACAGGAAACUAAUAAGGGGAUUCAAGUCUUACAAGAACAACUUAACAAUGUCCGUGCCUCAGAUCUGGAUUCUUUUACCAAAACAACUUCACAGCUUCAUCUUACUAAAAACACAUUUCAAGAUAUUGUCGCAGAAGAAAGGUCGUUAAGAAGCCUGGUGGAUUCCCUUCAAGCAGAAUUAGAUACCUUGAAGGGCCAUAACUCUCAAUUUAAAGUUAAGGCAGAUGAAGCAGAAGCCCUUGCUGAGAACUUGCGAGUAAGUCUUGAUAACAGCAAGCCAAAGGGAGAUGCAAUCCAACAGUUUACUUGUGAAGCUGUUCAGUUUCUAAAGGAGGCAGAGGAGAUGAAGAAGAAGGUGGAAUCAAUCAGACAAGAAGCUGUCACAGCUCAAGUUGCAGCCAACGAAGCAGAGAAAAGACUGAAACUUGCACUAAGAGAGGCUGAAGAGGCGAAAGUUGCAGAGACACUCGUAAGUGAUCAGAUUCACCUAACAGAGGACGGAAAGAUCAAAUUAGCAGUUGAGAAAUACGAAGCUUUCAGCAAAAAAGUCGAAGAAAUCAGAAAUGAGGCUGACACAAAAGUUGCCGCUGCCAUGGCUCAAGUAGAAGACAUCACUGCCAAUGAAAAGGAACUUCUCAUGAAGGUGGAGGCAGGUCUAAAAGAGAAGCAGGACAUGGAAGUUGCAAUCAAGGAAGCUUUGAAGACGACAGAGAUGGCUGAGGCAGCCAAAAAGGCCGUUGAGGGCCAAUUGCGGAAGAAAUCAUCAAGAAAACGAAGCUGGAGAAUCUUCUAAGAGCAAAGGAAGAUUUUA
Solanum verrucosum is the source of this 1380-nucleotide messenger RNA. RefSeq names its product WEB family protein At5g55860-like. The record is from RefSeq and is a predicted model, not a curated record. The transcript has 2 exons. Lineage: Eukaryota; Viridiplantae; Streptophyta; Magnoliopsida; Solanales; Solanaceae. The coding region runs from base 7 to 1362 and encodes 451 amino acids.